AUGCCCCAGUCUCUCGUGCACGAGUUUCUCGAGCAGCGUGCUUCGGGCACCAAGCUCGGCGCCGCCCUCAAAGCAGCCGCAUUCCAAGCCAAGCCUCCAGACAUUGAGCUUGGCCAAGUGGAAGACUCGAAGCCCAAGUUCAAGCUUUGGAAAGUGCACAUGCGUGGGCUCGCGGAUGACGACCCCGUCGAUUGGUGGUUCGCGUCGACGGGGAUACCGAUUCUGGCGGCGACCUUGGGCCCGCUAGCCAAUGUGCUGAGUAUCGGCGCCCUUGUCACGUAUUGGAGGAUCGAUCUGGCCGACGAGGCGAACCCGGGCCGGCUGCUGUCGCCUCUUCAAGGAGUUUAUAUCAAGGAUCCUACGUGGUGCUACGCGGUCAAUCUCACCUCUCUGGUGCUAGGCUUUAUAGGGAACUUGUUCCUACUGCUGAACUUCACACAGCAGCUGCGAUACCUGAUCGCAUUACCCUUGACGGUUGUGAUGUGGUUCAUUGCCUGUGGCAUGCUUAUCGGCGACCUUUCGGCCAUGAAGGUAUACGCCCCCCCAGAACCACCGUAUGAACAGUUCUCCGGUGGCUUUUGGUACGGGGUGGCAGCAGCUUGCAUGUAUUUACUUCUGGCAACGCUCCUGCUGGUUAAUAUGGUAGGCUAUAUUCGUGGGCAUUACCCACAGCAUUUCCACCUUACUGAAGAGCAGAGGACCCUUAUUGUGCAGACUAUGAUGUUCUUUCUGUGGCUUGCCGGAGGUGCUGGCGUCUAUUCGAGACUGGAGAAGUGGCAUUACAUUGAUGCACUCUACUACUGCGACGUGACAAUUCUUACCGUCGGGUUCGGUGAUCUUUAUCCACUGACGAAUGCUGGACGGGCGAUCCUUAUACCUUACUCCGUUGGCGGUAUCAUCACUCUCGGUCUCGUCAUUCAGGCCAUCUACAAAUCCGUUCAAGAGCUCGGAGAGAAAAACAUCAUACGCCACCAUUUCGAGCAGCAACGCGAGCGCGCAAAGGACCGGACCGUCAGAUCGAGCCUGGAGAUGCAGAGGCGCGAAAUCGAGAUCGAACUUGCCAAUGAACGCGCUAUGGCAAAACAAGCAGCCCGACCAAGCGCGCGAAGUACGGGCACGGCCAAACAUUACAAAUCUGUUCUGGAACGACAAAAUAGCAUGUCCAGCUUCAAAGCAGGUGGAACGCCCAGUCUAGCAUUGAGUCGGCAAUCCUCGAUGCUGAAGAAGAGCAAGCGCAUUGUUCUUCUCAAGGAAGAGAAGGAGCGCUUCGAAGCCAUGCGUAAUAUCCAGCGCAAGGCGAAGACCUGGAGGCUGUGGUAUCGGCUCGUCGUGAGCUUGACUGUCUUUGGUUCACUAUGGUGCAUAGGGGCUGUAUUUUUCUGGGUGGCUGAGAAGGGGUUGACUGGUCAAACCUAUUGGGAAACCAUAUAUUUCUGCUGGGUUGCAUUGCUAUCCAUUGGAUACGGCGAUUUUGCACCAAAAACAGGUAGCGGAAGGUGCUUCUUCAUCAUAUGGAGCUUGCUGGCUGUUCCUACCAUGACUGUGCUCGCAGGAGACUUGUCUUCCACAGUGGUGGAAGCUUUUAAUCACGGAUCAAAUAGGCUGGCGGAUCUUACGGUCAUGCCGCAGAAUGGGCUAUGGAGAACGGUAAUAAAUAAACGGUCACCUCUCCUUCUUUUUGCGCCAAAAUGGUUAAGACCGGCUACGGAGGCUGAUCGCAGCCAGACCAAACAAGAGUCCAAAGAUUCGAAUAUGAAUGGUGAUGGAACAACUCAAGACCCUGGGCGUCUUUACCGCACGAGCACCACACAGUCUGAAAAGGAUGAGGAGUAUGCCGCCGGUACGAGGAAGGCUGAAAUUGUCGACCUAGUAGAUCAGCAGGAGCGCGAUGCAUUUAGUCAUCCUGACGCUACGGCGCUCGCCCGGCAACUCGCUCUCGCUAUCCGUCGUACAGCGCACGAUUUGAUGAUGGAAAAACCCCGAAAAUACACGUACGAGGAAUGGGUCGAGUUCACACGCCUUAUCCGGUUUAGUGCAGUAGGAGGUCCUGCAGAAGGACUUCGAGAAGAGGAAGAGGGCAUGAUUGAGUGGGACUGGAUCGGUGCAGAUUCUCCCAUGAUGAACGAGACAUCGGAGAGUCAAUUCGUUCUGGAGCGGCUCAUCGAAAGUUUGGUUCGGUAUCUGAAACGCAACCGGCCAACAAAGGAGUUCUCCGAGACUUUGAAGGAGAGAGGGGAAGAGGCAUUGAAGCUAAAAGGAGGCUCAGCACCAGAUGAGGACGAUGACAGCGUGAUAUUACCGAGGAGUAGUGCGAAUAGCGUAGAUACAAGAAGCGUUAGGAGCUGGACAGGCAGUGCAUUGUCUAUUGGUGGCGGACAAGGUGCUACGUCGAUAGGUGCCUUGCAGCCACUCCACGAACAUGAGGACGAGCAUAUACAUGCUGGCCCACACCGAACGACUCGUUACCGAGAGGUCACGAAGGAAGAAGUUAACUAA
Verruconis gallopava is the source of this 2496-nucleotide messenger RNA. RefSeq lists its product as uncharacterized. The record is from RefSeq and is a predicted model, not a curated record. The coding region runs from base 1 to 2496 and encodes 831 amino acids. NCBI's taxonomy places the organism in Eukaryota, Fungi, Ascomycota, Dothideomycetes, Venturiales, Sympoventuriaceae. The transcript is spliced from 2 exons. Gene Ontology annotation, biological process: stabilization of membrane potential; potassium ion transmembrane transport. Gene Ontology annotation, molecular function: potassium ion leak channel activity. Gene Ontology annotation, cellular component: membrane.